UAGCUUUAUUUGAAAAGCAUAUUUUGAUGCCCUUUCUUGAGGAUGUUGAGUAGCUACUUUGUCAUAACGUUUGACUGGAUGUUUGAGAGCCAGGCGAUGCAAAAGAAUUGUGGCAUACGUACAAGCAUGAGCAAGAAAAUAAUUGAAAACACAUACCCUAGUGACAGGAAUCAACACACAUGUUCUGCUUUAGAAAGCAAUGAGAUCCCUGUCUCACAGCAGAUAUCUACUUACAGCAAAGCAGCCAGUAUCAUCCAACGAGCAUGGAGGACACAUGUUGAUAUUGCUGUUUUCAAGCACCUCAAGAAACUUGUAAGCUUUCAUAAUCAAGGGGACCCACGGCUCUUUCUUAGGUUUAUUAACCCUAUGGAGGCUAAGAUUUUAGACGCUGCUUCGGGGGCCCUUAUUCGUUUCAGACUGGGUGGGGCAACCUAUCCACCAAAUAUCUACUAUAAAAUCUACACUCGUGCACCAAUAGUGGACAUGUGUGCCAACAGUCCUAAAGAUUACACACAUACACAGCAAAAGAAACUUGUUCCUAUGCAUAAUGGCCCGAUGAUUUAUGAUGAUCAUUCUGGGUGGUACCAGCGGGUGGAGAAUAAUGGCUGGAGAAUCUUGUCUGGCAAGAUGUCCAUAUUUGAAGAUCCAAUAACUCUGGAAACCAAUGGCAAGACGACAGAAUUUCAUUAUUGCAGAAUGAAUCGGCAACAAGAUGUUGCAAGAAAAAGGAAGAUUCGAAAAAUUGAAUGGAUGAGGAAAAUGUAUGCAGAAGGCCUACAAGCUGGUACCCAAUACAGUGACACAGCAUUAUUGGUGCAAAAGUCCACACAGAGAAUGAAUUCAGUUGAACACAAUGAACCAGAUUGGGUUUCAGAGCAGGAGGUGGAUGAUCUGCUUGCAUGGACCAAUUCUCUCAAUUUUGAUGAGUAUAUCAGUGAAUGGAAGGAUUUAGGUACCAGCAGUUGUUACAUAUUGAACAAAGAUAAACUACCCUUUCUUGCUCUGCCUGACACUUGCAAGUCCCCUCAGAUCAGUCAGGAUGACAGUCAAGUGAUGACCCAACAUCAGGGUAGCUUCUGAGACUGGAAAAUUUGAUGCUGGGCUAAGGCAAAAAAAAUACUUCUAGCAUUAUUCUGCUCAAAGUCUGAUGUGCUAAUUGCAUUUUAGUAAAACUGGUUUGAAUGCUUAUAAAUGUUUUAUUUAUUUAUUUUUGAAAAGUGUAAUGCAUGUCAUAGAAUUAGUAUUAGGUGGAAACAUUUGGCAUUGUUUUCAUCUACGGAAACUUUAGACUUUAUCACUAAUAUGCCCUCACAUUUUAUCUGUGUUUAGAAAAAGUACUAUAUUAUUAACCUAAUUUUUAUUUUCAAUUAAAUCCAUUUAUAUUCAAUAUAUGUAUAAAUGUAAGUACAA
Molecule: messenger RNA, 1410 nt
Organism: Paramisgurnus dabryanus
Lineage: Eukaryota; Metazoa; Chordata; Actinopteri; Cypriniformes; Cobitidae
Gene: c22h11orf65
Product: chromosome 22 C11orf65 homolog
Source: RefSeq, a predicted model, not a curated record